AUGAAUCUCUUGAGUGCAAUAUUUUUCCUCUCUCUCUCCUCCCUGGUAUCAAGUCAAUACCAACCUACUUGGGAGUCCUUGGAUGCACGACCCCUCCCCCCAUGGUAUGAUGAGGCCAAGUUUGGUAUUUUUAUGCACUGGGGUGUGUAUUCGGUGCCAAGCUUUGGUUCUGAAUGGUUCUGGUACAAUUGGAAAGGGCGACAAAGACCCGAGUAUGUGGAGUUUAUGAAGAAGAACUAUCCGCCAACCUUUGAAUAUACAGAUUUUGCACCAAUGUUUAAAGCAGAAUUCUUUGAUCCUGUGGCAUGGGCAAAACUUUUAACACAAUCUGGAGCCAGGUAUGUUCAUGCCAUGUCUCAACAAACUUUACUUGGAGUUACAGUUUUCAUAAUAGGCUGUUACUGUAUCAGUCAUGGUUUCUCCCAUAAUAAUGCAUUAACAAUUUGUUUAAGGCUACCGUAAAUCCUCUAUUAAGCCCCCCUAGCCUUUACAGGAAUAAUAAGCCUAUUAACAAAGAUAAUAAGCCCCCCUCCCCUCCCCCUUUUGUCACAAUAAAAUGAUAAUACAGUGAAACCUGUAUUAAGCGGACACCCUUGGGGAAUGCUGUAGUGUCCGCCUAAUACGGGUUUCGAUAGAUAACGUCGUAUGAGGUGUCAAAUACCAUUUAAAUGAACAGUGGAAAGGUUAAGAAUACUCCCAGAGAUUUUGACGAUAUACGUUUGCAUUAAUUUCGUUAUCAAAGUGGACCAGUUGAUCAUAAUACCAUAACCAUAGAUCGCAACUCAAAUUUGAAGAAAGCAGAUGAGUGAAACAAGCUCUAUACAAACAAAACGAAAAAGAAGACAAUACUGUACUGUGAAAUUAAUCAAAUAUGUUGGUCAAGUCACGUUUUUUAAUGUAAAAAUAGAAAAAUUAAUUUUGUGGCUGGUAAUUCGAGGUAAUCUUCGCAUUUCCUUUGUCUGGUAUGUUGGGUGGUGGCAUUUGAUUACAAGUGUCCGUUUAAUACAAGUUGGUAACAAUAGAAAUGACCAUUUCAGGUACUUUUUAGGUGUCUGCGUCCGCUUAUCAGAGGUGUCCGCUUAAUAAAGGUUUAAUUUAAAGCAAAUAAGGGAAAUAAAUUUUGGGACUUCGGCUACUACUGUCCGCUUAAUAGAGGAUGUCCGCUUAAUAAGGUGUCCGCUUAAUACAUGUUUCACUGUAAAAUAAUGAUAGACUUUAUUAAGUAAUGACGACUGUAACACUAUAAUGGACUGAUCCAGUAUGGUUUAUUCAUUUGCUUAAAGUUUGGAUUUGUUUUUGAUCCUGGGCUGCAUGACCUCCAGCUUCAAGUACUUGAGCUUUUCCUAUUUGCAUUCUUGUUCUGUAUGGAGAAUGGAUACCAUUAUCUUGGCCGAACUAAAUAAGCCCCUCCCCUCUCGUAACAAGCACUUAUUUGGGGAAUCUUUAAUUUAUAUGUUACAGUCGACUCUCGCUAAGAUGGACACCUUAUGGACUAAUGUUACAGUUGUAGGUGUCUGUCUGAAGGCGCUUUCCAUUUGUUGGAACUGGCCGACCAGACCAUUGCCGGACCCAUCAUUUUGACAAUGAAAUCGGCUUUUCUUCAAGGGUUUUUGCUGAAAAACCAUCUUCUUUCUGCCCACUCUAUUUAGGAUUUGACUGAUCUGGCUGGAUAGUUUUGAUUAAUAGUGUAAUUCUCAUUAUGAUGGGAAGGGUCUGGCUGGUCAGUUCUGACAAAAUAAUGGAAAGUAUCCUAAGAGAGUUUUCCAUCAUAUUGGGUGUCAACUAAAAGAAGUUAGUAAUGAAUGGCAGGGACCAACUCUAGAUGUCCAUUUUAGUGAGGUGUCCAUCUUAUAGGGAUGUCUGUUAAGAGAGAGUUUGCUGUAUAACAAAAGAGGUUAGGUUAGGGCCAGGCAUUAAGGUGCUUAUGGUGUAAGUACUGUAAUGCUCGGUUUUAAUCCUAGGUAUGUAGUUCUCACCAGUAAACACCAUGAAGGUUGGACUAACUGGAGAUCUAAUGUUUCAUGGAACUGGAAUUCUGUUGACAAUGGACCUCACAGAGAUCUUGUGGGUAAGGAUCAUAUAAUAUUGCAUGAACCCUUCUGAACAGGGAUUAGGUUACUAAUCAAACAGGGCUAAAGAUCCCCAUGCAGGAAGGUUUUACUGCUAUGACUCUUCUGGCCUGCUCACUUACUCAAUCAGGGGCAGAUCUAGGGGGAGGGUACAGGGGGUGCGCACCCCCCCCCCCCGAGAUGACCUGCGGUUUUCUAAUACAACUGGUAUUCUGCAAAAAAAAAACUAUGUAGUUUAUUGGUGUUGAAGUACAGAAAGAGAUGAGUGCACCCCCUCCUAAAAAAAAUCCUGGAUCCGCCUCUGUCAAUCCUUUUGCAUCCAUUUUCUUAUUCAGUGAAAAUUGAUUUGAUUGUAUUGUUAAUGAUUGAUUCUUCGAGCUAAAGGAUGAAAAAGUAAUUAUGGUAAUAAUGAUAAUGAUAAAUUUACUGACUAAUCAAAAGAAGAGAUGGAUUGUAGAUGACAUGUUUGAUUAUUUCUUGUAAGAAUUAGACUUGUCCUGUUUGAUUUAUCUGCCCAUUAGAAAAGCUGUCAGCUCAAAAUUGUUUUCUAUUAUCUCUAAUUUUUUCCCCGUCAACUAGCGGCUGCUGAUUUUGCAACCUGGGUGCAGAACCUUCUUUUGUCGUCUUGUUUAUUGAAUCGCAUGAACCCUUUGAAGAGGCCGCAGGCUGAACUUCAACAAGUCAAUCUUGUUUUCUCUUGUCAAACUGGUUUUUCGAGCAGGGGCAUUCGUUUGGUCAUACCUGAGCCUGCUAUAUCAAGUGCACGGCUAGUAGGCCUGGGUUUGAAAUUGUAUCCUAGUAACAUGUAGUGCAUGCUCAACAAAGAUCUGACUUGCUUGAUUCCUGCAGUCUUUCUUGAAUAUGCCAAAAUCAAGCAAGUGAGAGAAAAGGCUUUGCUGGCAGGGUGCUGAUUUUGGUACCUACUUGUGUUUUUUUAGGUGAUCUUGCUGAUGCCAUAAGAAGUCAUACAAAUAUUACAUUUGGGCUGUAUCAUUCGCUGUUUGAGUGGUUCAAUCCAUUGUAUUUGAAGGAUUCAGCUAAAAACUUUUCAACACAAGAUUAUGUCAAGGUACAUGCAGUCAUUGAAUACAGAUAAUUUCGAUUUAAAGCUGUUGCUCGAAAAAACCUUUUUUUAAGAAAGGUCAUGUUUCCCAUCCCACAUUAACUAGUUUAAUCCAUUGGCUCCUGAUAAUGUUGUUGAAAAUGUGUUUUGAAGCUAAAAAGUUGAGCGGUUUUCUAGUCACUAUCUGGCUAUAAAGAGCUAAAACUUAUCACAAAGCUAUUACUCUUGUAUACUUCAUGGCCUUCUGAUCCCAAUGCAAAAUAUUAGCUUGUGAUGUUUGGGCAUGUGCAGAAAGCAAACUUUCAAGAUAGUUUUUGGGUUAAAAGUACCACUCAUACCACAUACAGCAGUCUUGACUUUUUCUUUUCACUUUCUCUCCUCCCCUCUUCUUUCACUUUUCUUGCGUCAUUUUAUUUCUUUUUUGGGGGUUGUGUAUAAAAGUGAGACGGGACAAAGGGAUGGGGGCAUUGGGAUGCAUGUGUGGGGACUUGGGAAUUGGGGACGCGAGACGAGGGACUUGAGGACAUCAAGAAUGGGAUGCAAUGACGUGUGGGACGGGGAUGUGGGGAAGUAAAAUACAAGGACACAGGAUGUGAAUAAUUAUUGCAAAAGUUGAAGGUAAAUGCGAUAUCAGUCACUUUCCCCGUGAAUAUAGUAUUCCACCUUAAUUCUUCAACCAUUACUCUAUCAGUUAACUGUUCCACUUCACUGUUCCACCAUUACUUUUCCACUUUACUGUUCCACCUUGACUAUCCCACCAUUACUGUUCCACUUCACUGUUCCACCUUGACUGUUCCACCGUUACUGUUCCACUUCACUGUUCCACCUUGACUGUUCCACCGUUACUGUUCCACAUCACUGUUCCACCUUGACUGUUCCACCGUUACUGUUCCACUUCACAGUUCCACCUUGACUGUUCCACCGUUACUGUUCCACUUCACUGUUCCACCUUGACUGUUCCACCAUUACUGUUCUCCUUUACUGUUCAACCUUGACUGUUCCAUUGUUACUGUUCCACUUCACUCUUCCACCGUGAGUGUUCCACCAUUACUGUUCCACUUCACUGUCCCACCAUUACUGUUCCACUUUACUGUUCAACCUUGACUGUUCCACCAUUACUGUUCUACUUUACUGUUCCACCUUGACUGUUCCACCAUUACUGUUCCACUUCACUGUUCCACCAUUACUGUUCCACCAUUACUGUUCCACUUUACUGUUCCACUUCACUGUUCCACCAUUACUGUUCCACCAUUACUGUUCCACUUCACUGUUCCACCAUUACUGUUCCACCAUUACUGUUCCACUUUACACUUCCACCUUGACUGUUCCACCAUUACUGUUCCACUUCACUGUUCCGCCUUGUCUGUUCCACCAUUACUGUUCCACUUCAAUGUUCCACCCUGUCUGUUCCACUGUUACUGUUCCACUUGACUUUUCCACCAUUACUGUUCCACUUUACUGUUCCACCCUGUCUAUUCCACUGUUACUGUUCUACUUCACUGUUCCACCUUGACUGUGCCACCAUUACUGUUCCACUUUACUGUUCCACCUUGACUGUUCCACCAUUAAUGUUCCAGUUUACUGUUCCACCCUGUCUGUUCCACUGUUACUGUUUUACAGCAGUUUUCCACCAUUACUGUUCCACCAUUACUGUUCCACUUUACUGUUCCACCAUUUCUGUUCCACUUUACUGUUCUACCUUGACUGUUCCACCAUUACUGUUCCACUUCACUGUUCCACCUUGACUGUUCCACCAUUACUGUUCCACUUUACUGUUCCACCUUGACUGUUCCACCAUUACUUUUCCACUUCACUGUUCCACCUUGACUGUUCCACCAUUACUGUUCCACUUCACUGUUCCACCUUGACUGUUCCACCAUUACUGUUCCACUUCACUGUUCCACCUUGACUGUUCCACCAUUACUGUUCCACUUCACUGUUCCACCUUAACUGUUCCACCAUUACUGUUCCACUUCACUGUUCUACCUUGACUGUUCCAGCAUUACUGUUCCACUUUACUGUUCCACCUUGACUGUUCCACCAUUACUUUUCCACUUCACUUUUCCACCUUGACUGUUCCACUUUACUGUUCCACUUCACUGUUCCACCAUUACUGUUCCACUUCACUGUUCCACCAUUAAUGUUCCACCAUUACUGUUCCACUUCACUGUUCCACCAUUAAUGUUCCACCAUUACUGUUCCACUUCACUGUUCCACCAUUACUAUUCCACCAUUGCUGUUCCACUUUACAAUUCCACCUUCACUGUUCCACCUUGAUUGUUCCACCAUUACUGUUCCACUUCACUGUUCCACCUUGACUGUUCCACCCUCACUGUUCCACUUCACUGUUCCACCGUUACUGUUCCAGUUCACUGUUCUACCUUGACUGUUCCAGCAUUACUGUUCCACUUUACUGUUCCACCUUGACUGUUCCACCAUUACUUUUCCACUUCACUUUUCCACCUUGACUGUUCCACUUUACUGUUCCAUGUCACUGUUCUACCAUUACUGUUCCACUUCACUGUUCCACCUUUACUGUUCCACCAUUACUGUUCCACUUUACUGUUCCACCUUGACUGUUCCACCUUGACUGUUCCACCAUUACUGUUCCACUUUACUGUUCCACCUUGACUGUUCCACCAUUACUUUUCCACUUCACUGUUCCACCUUGACUGUUCCACCAUUACUGUUCCACUUCACUGUUUCACCUUGACUGUUCCACCGUUACUGUUCCACUUCACUGUUCCACCUUGACUGUUCCACCGUUACUGUUCCACUUCACUGUUCCACCUUGACUGUUCCACCAUUACUGUUCCACUUCACUGUUCCACCUUGACUGUUCCACCAUUACUGUUCCACUUUACUAUUCCACCUUGGCUAUUCCACCGUUACUCUUCCACUUCACUGUUCCACCGUAAGUGUUCCACCAUUACUGUUCCACUUACUGUUCCACUGUUACUGUUCCACUUACUGUUCCACCUUGAUUAUUCCACCAUUGCUGUUCUCUCAUUACUGUUCCACCAUUACUGUUCCACUUCACUGUUCCACCUUGACUGUUCCACCAUUACUGUUCCACUUUACUGUUCCACCUUGACUGUUCCACCGUUACUGUUCCACUUCACUGUUCCACCUUGACUGUUCCACCGUUACUGUUCCACUUACUGUUCCACCUUGAUUAUUCCACCAUUACUGUUCCCUCAUUACUGUUCCACUUUACUGUUCCACCUUGACUUUUCCACCGUUACUGUUCCACUGUUACUGUUCCACUUCACUGUUCCACCCUGUCUGUUCCACCAUUACUGUUCCACUUCACUGUUCCACCCUGUCUGUUCCACAGUUACUGUUCUACUUCACUGUUCCACUUCACUGUUCCACCUUGACUGUUCCACCAUUACUGUUCCACUUUACUGUUCCACCCUGUCUAUUCCACUGUUACUGUUCCACUUAACUUUUCCACCUUGACUGUUCCACCAUUACUGUUCCACUUUACUGUUCCACCUUGACUGUUCCACCAUUAAUGUUCCACUUUACUGUUCCACCCUGUCUGUUCCACUGUUACUGUUCUACUUCACUGUUCCACUUUUACCAUUACUGUUCCACCUUGACUUUUCCACCAUUACUGUUCCACUUCACUGUUCCGCCUUGUCUGUUCCACCAUUACUGUUCCACUUCACUGUUCCACCAUUACUGUUCCACCUUGACUGUUCCACCCUCACUGUUCCACUUCACUGUUCCACCUUAACUGUUCCACCGUUACUGUUCCACUUCACUGUUCUACCUUGACUGUUCCAGCAUUACUGUUCCACUUUACUGUUCCACCUUGACUGUUUCACCGUUACUGUUCCACUUCACUUUUCCACCUUGACUGUUCCACACCAUUACUGUUCCACCGUUGCUGUUCCACUUUACAAUUCCAUCUUGACUGUUCCACCUUGAUUGUUCCACCAUUACUGUUCCACUUCACUGUUCCACCUUGACUGUUCCACCAUUACUGUUCUACUUCACUGUUCCACCAUUACUGUUCCACUUCACUGUUCAACCUUGACUGUUCCACCAUUACUGUUCCACUUUACUGUUCCACCUUGUCUGUUCCACCAUUACUGUUCCACUGUUACUGUUCCACCUUGACUGUUCCACCAUUACUGUUCCACUUUACUGUUCCACCCUCUCUGUUCCACUGUUACUGUUCCACUUGAUUUUUCCACGUUGAAUUUUCCACCAUUACUGUUCCACUUUACUGUUCCACCUUGAAUGUUCCACCAUUACUGUUCCACUUUACUGUUCCACCUUGACUGUUCCACCGUUACUGUUCCACCUUACUGUUCCAGCAUGACUGUUGCACCAUUACUGUUCCACUUUACUGUUCCGCCUUGUCUGUUCCACCAUUACUGUUCCACUUGACUUUUCCACCCUGUCUUUUCCACUGUUACUGUUCCACCUUGACUGUUCCACCAUUACUGUUCCACUUUACUGUUCCACCCUGUCUGUUCCACUGUUACUGUUCUACUUCACUGUUCCACCUUGACCGUGCCACCAUUACUGUUCCACUUUACUGUUCCACCUUGACUGUGCCACCAUUACUGUUCUACUUUACUGUUCCACCUUGAAUGUUCCACCAUUACUGUUCCACCUUACUGUUCCACCAUGACUGUUCCACCAUUACUGUUCCACUUUUCUGUUCCGCCUUGUCUGUUCCACCAUUACUGUUCCACUUGACUUUUCCACCCUGUCUUUUCCACUGUUACUGUUCCACCUUGACUGUUCCACCAUUAAUGUUCCACUUUACUGUUCCACCCUGUCUGUUCCACUGUUACUGUUCUACUUCACUGUUCCACCUUGACUGUCUGUCAUUACUUUUCCACUUUACUGUUCCACCAUUACUGUUCCACUUCAUUGUUCCACCUUGACUGUUCCACCAUCACUCUUCCACUUUACUGUUCCACCUUGACUGUUCCACUGUUACUGUUCCACUUCACUCUUCCACCGUGAGUGUUCCACCAUUACUGUUCCACUUCACUGUUCCACCUUGAUAGUCUACCAUUACUUUUCCACUUCACUGUUCCACCUUGACUAUUCCACCGUUACUGUUCCACUUUACUGUUCCACCGUGCCUGUUCCACUGUUACUGUUCUACUUCACUGUUCCACCUUGACUGUGCCACGAUUACUGUUCCACUUUUCUGUUCCACCAUGAGUGUUCCACCAUUACUUUUCCACUUCACUGUUCUACCUUGACUGUUCCACCGUUACUGUUCCACUUCACUGUUCCACCUUGACUGUUCCACCAUUACUGUUCCACUUCACUGUUCCACCUUGACUGUUCCACCAUUACUGUUCCACUUCACUGUUCCACCUUGACUGUUCCACCGUUACUGUUCCACUUUACUGUUCCACCUUGACUGUUCCACCAUUACUGUUCCACUUCACUGUUCCACCUUGACUGUUCCACCGUUACUGUUCCACUUCACUGUUCUACCUUGACUGUUCCACCUUGACUGUUCCACCGUUACUGUUCCACUUCACUUUUCCACGUUGACUGUUCCACCAUAACUGUUCCACUUUACUGUUCCACCUUGACUGUUCCACCGUUACUAUUCCACUUCACUUUUCCACGUUGACUGUUCCACCAUUACUGUUCCACUUUACUGUUCCAGCUUGACUGUUCCACCAUUACUGUUCCACUUCACUGUUCCACCUUGACUGUUCCACUUCACUGUUCCACCUUGACCGUUCCACCGUUACUCUUCCACUUCACUGUUCCACCGUGAGUGUCCCACCAUUACUGUUCCACUUCAUUGUUCCGCCUUGACUGUCUACCAUUACUUUUUCACUUUCCUGUUCGUCCUUGACUAUUCCACCGUUACUCUUCUACUUCACUGUUCCACCUUGACUGUCUACCAUUACUUUUCCACUUUACUGUUCCACCUUGACUAUUCCACCGUUACUCUUCCACUUCACUGUUCCACCGUGAGUGUUCCACCAUUACUGUUCCACUUCACUGUUCCACCUUGACUGUUCCACCAUUACUUUUCCACUUUACUGUUCCACCUUGACUGUUCCACCGUUACUGUUCCACUUCACUGUUCCACCUUGACUGUUCCACCGUUACUGUUCCACUUCACUUUUCCACGUUGACUGUUCCACCAUUACUGUUCCACUUUACUGUUCCACCUUGACUGUUCCACCAUUACUGUUCCACUUUACUGUUCCACCUUGACUGUUCCACCGUUACUGUUCCACUUUACUGUUCCACCUUGACUGUUCCACCGUUACUGUUCCACUUUACUUUUCCAUGUUGACUGUUCCACCAUUACUGUUCCACUUUACUGUUCCACCUUGACUGUUCCACCAUUACUGUUCCACUUCACUGUUCCACCUUGACUGUUCCACCAUUACUUUUCCACUUUACUGUUUCACCUUGACUGUUCCACCAUUACUGUUCCACUUCACUGUUCCACCAUUACUGUUCCACUUUACUGUUCCACCUUGACUGUUCCACCAUUACUGUUCCACUUUACUGUUCCACCUUGACUGUUCCACCAUUACUGUUCUACUUCACUGUUCCACCUUGACUGUUCCAUCAUUACUGUUCCACUUUACUGUUCGACCUUGGCUGUUCCACCUUUACUGUUCCAGUUUACUGUUCCACCUUGACUGUUCCACCAUUACUGUUCUACUUCACUGUUCCACCUUUACUGUUCCACUUUACUGUUCCACCUUGACUGUUCCGUCAUUACUGUUCCACUUUACUGUUCCACCUGGACUGUUCCACCGUUACUGUUCCACUUCACUGUUGCACCCCGAGUGUUCCACCGUGACUCUUCCAUUUCCUUGUUCCAACUUGACUGUUCCACCUUGACUGUUGCACUUCACUGUUCCACCUUGACUGUUCCACCGUUACUGUUCCACUUCACUUUUCCACGUUGAAUGUUCCACCAUUACUGUUCCACUUUACUGUUCCACAUUGACAGCCCCGUUAAUUUAUUCAAGUAAAAAUUCUCUGGACUGAUCUUCAUACAUUUCCUUACAGAGUUAGUUGAAAGAAUUAAUUUGAUAAAAGAUUAAGGCAUUUUUCCUUUAGCGAUCAUUUUCUUAAUUUCCAUGACCUAUUCUGUUGAUUUUCUGUUGAUACACAAUGAAUUGUUGAGAGAAACUUGAAUUUGGUUUCUCUUUUAACUGUCUCAGCCUCGCAGAGAAUAAGAAUAUAUUUUUUAACAUUUUUAAGUCACUUCAAGACUGUGCACUAAAAAAAAUUGAAGGGAGCCCUGUACUUUGACCCUGUGAAAUCCAGGGUGCCCAGCAUAUGAUUUGUAUGAGAAAAUUUAGAUUUUCUAAUAGUUGCCCAGGAGCAAAAGUUAAGCAUCACAUGGGUCACAAGGUGCUGCUAGAGCACAGCCUUACUGUUGUCACUUUGUUUAUUCUUACUUGACAGCAAGUUUGUCUGCCAGAGCUGUAUGAUCUGAUCAGCACUUACAAACCUGAGUACCUGUGGUCUGAUGGUUCUCAUGGACCUGACACAUACUGGAUGAGUAGAGAAUUCCUGGCAUGGCUAUACAAUGAUAGGUGAGGGCAGCUACCCAUAGUUCAGCGCAGCAACCACAGUCUAGUGUUGCAUAUGAAACUUGCAUGUCUAGCUGAGAGUAGCCAGUCAUUACUUCGCAUUCUGGAGGGUCUGGAGGAAAAGUUUGAAAGUGUUUGUCAUAGUGUUUGUCAUAGUUGAUUUCUGAAACUUCUUAUGGUGAAAAUUGCAGCCCUGUUAAGGACACCAUUGUAACAAAUGACCGAUGGUGUAGCAAUGGAUGUGCUUGUCAUCAUGGGGGUGUAUACACAUGUCAUGAUCGCUAUAACCCAGGUAAACACUCACAAUUGUUGGUUUCUUGAAGUAAAUGCAUUUUUAACAAUUAUGUAACUUAGUUACUUGUUCAGUAGUCAAGUACAUGUACAGUCAGAUCCCAUUAAAAUGGACACUAAGGGGGGCCAUAGAAAGUCAGUGCCCUUAUUAACAGGCUGUCCACAUUAAGCAGGUUGAAUUAAAAGAAAAUGUGAGGGCUUUCUUUCAACUUGGACAAAGCAAACUGUCCAUAAUAAUGAGGUGUCCGUAUUAAGCGCAUGUCCAUAGAGCGGUGUCUGAGUGUUAAACUAUAAUUUUUUUAUACUAUGUUUUUGUUAGUGUUGUUAGUUUUUGUUAGUGUUGCACAUCAAUUUGUUCUCUUUUAUUUGAGCUUGCCUAAUUAUCCUGUCAAGAUCUUCCAUGGAACAUUAUAUUAGAGUCUCCAUGACAACCCUGCAGCUAAACACUGAACCAAUUUCCUUUAAAAGGUAAACUUCAGAAUCACAAAUGGGAGAACGCUCUGACAGUGGAUAAAGGUUCCUGGGGUUACAGACGCAAUGUCGACAUUAACUCCUACUUAGACAUCAAUCAACUCUUGUACCAACUGGCUUCUACUGUCAGGUGAGGUUUUGAUAAUUAGGCCAUAACACGUUUGAACACGUUUUUUAAAGAGAUGUUCCCACAGCUCCAUGAAAAUGAUCCAUACUACGUGCCGUGUUUACCUCACUGUAAUAAUUAAUUGCUAUUGUAAAUAAACCUAUUUGCUCAAGAAGAUUUUGCCAAAAAAGCCAGUUUAAGAAACGUGUCUGGUCACCAGUUAGCUGGAAAAAAAAUAAUGAAAACGUAGUUUGCGAAUCAAACAGUUCAACCAAAAAUGAGAGCGACUGGGAAUUGUCAUCCUUCCUUGCUCCAUGUGCUUGGUACUGCAUUUUAUGAUGGCCACAGGGAUACCUUUUGCGUGUACAGUUAACACAGGGGUACCUUUUGCUGCGUGUACAACGGACACUGUAAAAUGGACACUUAGAGUUGGUCCCUGCCUUUAUUUGACUCUCCAAAAGACAGACAUCUCUGAAACAGGAACACUUAGUGUUGUUCCCAAAGAGUUGACUGUAUCGUCAACUCUUCCCCUUUGUUUUUCCAUUGACUAGUAAAACAUAGCGAGUGCGUGGUUUUUCGGUAUGGGGGCCAGUGGCUGGGAGGUGUCAAUUAACCAUUCGUGGAGACAUAGCUUUAUCUAGGGUUUGGCUGCGUCAAAAGUAGAAGCAGCCAUACAUGUCAGACAUUCCCAGGCACCCACCUGCACUAGGAGAUGCACGGCAGUUGGUAUAUGUAACUUCAAGGGACUGGGUCACGGCUCUCCAGCCCAUUUUCAUUGCUAAGUAUAAGUCCUGUCAGUAUACUAUGGAACUGAAUGCUCGCAAAGACAUUACUUGUAAAUGGUGAAAUCACAUCUUGUACAACAAAAUAAUAUGCCAUCUAUAUCAACCGUUACAAACAGCGAAAAUGUGCUUUGAAAAGCUGUUGGGUGAACAAGUUUUCAAAACUCACAAUCCAAUCCGCCUUUUCAAUCUUCUCCAACCUUCUUUUGUAUUAGCCUUGUUAUCUAUACUUUUUCCUAAAGAUGUGAGAGAAUUUUUGUGUUUCACUCAAUUUAGUGGCGGUUAAUUCUGUUUGCAUUUAAUAAAUAUCGUGGGACGGCUCCUUUAAGUUAUUUGCUUUCCCAAUUUUUUCUUUUAUUUUCCCUUAGCUGUGGUGGAAACAUGUUAUUGAAUGUUGGCCCAACAGCAGAUGGUCGUAUCAUACCAGCGUUUGAGGAGCGACUUCUGCAGAUGGGAGAAUGGCUUUCUGUAAAUGGUGAGGCUAUUUACAGCAGCAAACCUUGGAGAGCUCAGAAUGACACCAUAAACAAAAAUGUCUGGUAGGUUACUGAACUAAGCAUUUGGUUUACUGCUCUGAAACUUACUGUGAAACUCACAAAACCGUGAACACAAGAAAUAUUUAGAUGGAUUGUUAUUGUGUUACAAGGAGAAAGCCAAUAAGUCGUUAGGAAACUGAACAGCAAACAGCAACAUCAUCAAUUAGUUUGUGGUUUUCAGUGUGGUUUCCUGGCAUGUCCCGAAAUUUAUUGUGAUUGGUCACUACACAAUCAACAUUCUUGGAAUUUUUCAGGUGUUCACGGUUCCCGGCCACAGUGUUCUGAGUUUGACAGAAAGAAAGAGGGUGAUGUAGUCAAUAUUUUGUACUCACAUGUAUUGACUGAGUGGGAAGGACAGACAGAAAUAUAUUUGCAGUGAGGUCAUGUCGCCAAGACCUCCCGCCAAAUAUUUCCCAUUCGGCCUGAGCUUACUCAAUAAAAAGAAGUAUUUGUUAUUUUUUGUAAAUUCUAUUCAACUGAAAUAUAUUUAGUUGUGUUUGAAUCUGAAAUUUAGCGUUUUAAGGUUGAAAUACUUGUUAGCUGAUAUACUUUUAUUUUCGGUGCUAUUAAACUGCUCCAUUCAGAAAAGAAUUGCAAAAAAGAUAGAGAAAAACUUGUUUUAAUAGGGGGACCAUAUUCUAGAGGGAGGUUUCUUAUCUGAUUGUGGACUUGAAUCACAGAUACAAGUGCGUUAAGAGGGGUGGGGAGGGGGAACAAAAUCAGCCAUAACACCACUCCCAAAAGUAUCUGUCAAAGGGAAAGUUGACUUCUCUCUUAGUGUGCGUAGCAAGCGUUUCUGCGUGUAUUUCUUUUGCUCUCGCUUUAACUUCGACACAAUAACUCGAUUGGAAACGCGUGAUACGCAAGCUACUUCUCUCUCAGCCAGUUCGGUUCAUCUAAUCUCUCUGUCUCUCCAGGUAUACUUCCAAAGCUGGUGUUGUGUACGCCAUUCUUCUCGAGUGGCCCGAAACAGAAGAGCUUACUCUAGGAUCUCCAAAGGCCACUGACAACACUCAAGUCACCAUGUUAGGUUAUGAAGGAAAGUUUGUUUGGAAGCCGGAUACCAGCAAAGGUGGUAUGAUAAUUACCUUGCCUGGUAUCCCUGUGAACAAGUUGCCAUCAAAGUGGGCUUGGGUUUUUAAGCUCGAGAAGGUUUUGUGAAUAAUGAAUCGACUGCUCAAUAAUUUUUUAGCAAAGCCACGGGGUAGAAUAGGGUUUUUCUUCAACUCUGAUAACUUAGCUGCGAAGCAUUCCAUAUAGAGAAAGAAGUGGUUCAUCGUGGCUUGAAUGUGAUGACUUAUUUUUCUAGCUUUUCUCACGAUCUUGAGAAUAGUUAUAGUUUGUCCCCUUGUGGUUGUUACGUUUCUGGUUUUCAUCAGACUGUGGAGUUGAUUGGCAAUGAGAGCAAUUCCAAUUGACCGCACAACCCGCAACAACAACUACCCUCGUGAUAGCUCAAAUCAUGGUUUUCCUUUUUUAUUAUCGUCUUGCAUGGAGUUCUAAAUUGCUUGCGACGACUGAACCACUGAGCCGUUAUAUGGGUACCUGCAGAUGUCGAUUUCCUCGCGCGUUUUCCAUCAAGUCGUCGGUUUUUCAGGCG
This is a messenger RNA of Porites lobata, 14477 nucleotides long. Lineage: Eukaryota; Metazoa; Cnidaria; Anthozoa; Scleractinia; Poritidae. The record is from the annotation of a GenBank genome assembly.